This is a messenger RNA of Corylus avellana, 339 nucleotides long. NCBI's taxonomy places the organism in Eukaryota, Viridiplantae, Streptophyta, Magnoliopsida, Fagales, Betulaceae. The record is from RefSeq and is a predicted model, not a curated record.
AUGGCUUUUCUGCCUCGUAUAAUGCAGGCUAAGAAGACUGUAAGCAGGUCUGUUUCUGGUCUUGCUAAAAGUGUUCCAAAAGGCUAUUUUGCAGUAUAUGUUGGAGAGGAACAGAAGAAGCGAUUUGUGGUACCCAUAUCAUACCUGAAUGAGCCUUCCUUUCAAGAACUGCUAAGUAAGGCAGAGGAAGAAUUUGGGUUUGAUCAUCCAAUGGGUGGUCUCACAAUUCCUUGCAGAGAAGACAUCUUCAUCAAUCUCACUUCAUGCUUAAAUGCAUUUUAGUGCAGGGCGCACUAAGCUUGAUCAAACUAGACACAUUUCUUCUCUGUGGCAGAAGGA